Messenger RNA from Klebsormidium nitens, 1586 nucleotides. The record is from the annotation of a GenBank genome assembly. NCBI's taxonomy places the organism in Eukaryota, Viridiplantae, Streptophyta, Klebsormidiophyceae, Klebsormidiales, Klebsormidiaceae.
CUCCUUAGGGCUAUGUCCCCUUUGAAGGCCUCCCCGUUGCGCUCACGCUUCGGCAGGAGUGCCAGCCUGCCCUCUACUAUUCUCUUUAGUGACAGCCCCCCCCCAAAAGAAGAGCGCCUCAAGCCAUCGCCGUCGGCAGACUGGGAGGAGGCCGCCCGCGACCAACUCGAGAUUCAGGCCCUCGCUUCCUCUAUGCUGCAAGCUGCAGCAACCGGCUGUUUCUACAUAACUCCCACUCCUGUGAUUUUCAAAUCCCCUCUGCUGAGCGAUGGGCAAAGCCCCCCAAGCCCAGAUUCUCCGCUGCCCCCAUACUGGAAUAGGGGGGUGAAUGCGUACGCAGAUGGCCCAGACCGAAGGGGGGGUGCGAGCCCGUCGGCGCAGGUUCCGAAGGAUGAGCUGGUUCCGGGGGGCCAAUACGGCGUUACAUGGUGGGACAGCCGCAAUGCGGAGGCGCUCGUGCGGGGCCGCGUGGAAAAGUUCCUCUGUCUAGAUCCUCUAGCCUUAGCCAAUCAGCUAAGGGAGCUUUCCUCGACGGAACCCACGUUCAUCGAGGGGGGGCCGCAUCACCUUACCAAUAUAGUCGACGUGUUUUGGACCAUGGCGUGUAAUGCGGGGGCGCGGGGCACCGUUCUUCCGCCUCCUGAGGGGGGAGGAUACUGCGGCAUGUGCUUUGAUGAGAUGGGACGGAACAGCUGUUACAACCCGUUCCACACGCGGGGGGUUCCGGACUGGUGGCAGGAACUGCAGGAGUAUUGGGACGAGGUACUCGAGAAAGCGCGGGAGGAUGGGCGCAAUGUGGACUGCAUGUUCUUUUGUGGGAAGAUGGGGUGCUUGAACCCAAUUGCGUGCACGUUCAGGCACGACGAACAAGCGCGGCGCAAGAUCUGUCAGGAAACGGGCAAGAUACGACGGCGCGCCACCUUCGGAUCCACGUGGAUGGGCGAAUUGGGCUUGCCAGGGAUGUUCUAGCGAAAUGUAUCUUAGUGUCACUUUCUUUGGCUGGAAUUUCUUUGGCGAUAUGGAACAAUGGAGGCUCCUGGAGGGUUUGUAAACCGGGCCCAAGCGAGCUUAGCUGCCGCGGCACGUUGAGUUUGCUUUUAUUUAUGGUUAGCGAACGCGUAGAUUUGAGCGAAUUCACGAACGGGUUACUUGGACGCCCCGCUUGCUUUACCAUCUGCAGACUUGAGUUGCCGUUAUAGAAAGGUUUACUUGAGUUGCUGCAAAUACUGGUCGUCGUUGAAAGGCGAGACAAUGGUGAGUAGGGGUUUGAGCCAAGAUACAAUCACUAGCAAGCGCGCCGAGCAGACUUGGAGGACGAAGAGUUACUUGGGGUUAUCAAAAUCUAGCUGUUUGAGUGGAUGGAACGUGCAUUUGAUGUGAACUUGAGGCUGUACAUGCAUUCUUGCUGAAGAUGCUUAGUACAGUGUCGCAUCUGCAGGCAGGGCUCAGCUGCAGCGCUAGUUCAAUGAUGACUUGGGCCCCGAAGUUUUGUACCUAGCUGACGCUCGCAACGUCUGGACCGUUAUAAAGCUAAUAAAACAAUUGAAUAUCAGGGUAUAACACUGCAGACUGAAACCCGCAACUUA